Ilyonectria robusta is the source of this 297-nucleotide messenger RNA. RefSeq lists its product as uncharacterized. Bases 36 to 194 code for a protein of 52 amino acids. Lineage: Eukaryota; Fungi; Ascomycota; Sordariomycetes; Hypocreales; Nectriaceae. The transcript has a single exon. The record is from RefSeq and is a predicted model, not a curated record.
CUGCCGCUUUAGCUAGGAACAACAAUACUUUGCACAUGAUUUAUCAGCGAUCGGGACAGCCCCCAGCCCCCCGGUCAGGGCACCCAUCUCGUCGACACCUCAAUCCUACCUAUCCAGUUGACAGAAACGGAGGACUCGCAAACGGCUCGCCGUGGCAGUUGUCCAAUCCAAGACGGACAAGACGUGGCCAAUAGUCAACAGAUCAGUUUGUGCGUGACAAAAAGACGCGACCCACUUGCUUCGCGUCACCUGAACCAAGCUAAUGAGGGCACACUCGCUCCAGUAGAAGAGGCUACG